Molecule: messenger RNA, 75 nt
Organism: Staurois parvus
Lineage: Eukaryota; Metazoa; Chordata; Amphibia; Anura; Ranidae
Source: the annotation of a GenBank genome assembly
AUGGGGGAGAAGUAUUCCUGUUUCGAGUGCAGGAAAUGUUUUUCCUGUAAGUCCUAUUUUUAUACAUACCAGUGA